Coregonus clupeaformis (lake whitefish) is the source of this 1120-nucleotide messenger RNA. RefSeq names its product mitochondrial ribosomal protein L17 (gene mrpl17). The transcript is spliced from 3 exons. The record is from RefSeq and is a predicted model, not a curated record. Lineage: Eukaryota; Metazoa; Chordata; Actinopteri; Salmoniformes; Salmonidae. Gene Ontology annotation, biological process: translation. Gene Ontology annotation, molecular function: structural constituent of ribosome. The coding region runs from base 207 to 710 and encodes 167 amino acids. Gene Ontology annotation, cellular component: mitochondrial large ribosomal subunit; ribosome.
GCGAUAACUGAUGCACCGGCAAUGUCAAAGUUGUCAAACGAGAUUGAAGACGUUACGCGACCUCGGGAAUGUAUUAAUGAUCAUAUAAACCUAAUUUACGCGAGAAUAACGAAAGAUAAUCAUCGUUAGAAAUCGGUUUACAUUUUUAAAGGCCGGUUUGAUUCCUUUUUUCUUUCUAGCCCUUGUAGGCGUCUGAACUCGACAAGAUGCGCCUCACCAUUCAGAUGUUGAUAUCCCAUGGCCGGGUGGCCCGUAAGAUGGGUCUCGGUCCAGAGUCCCGAAUAAACAUGCUUCGGAACAUUCUUACCGGGCUCGUUCGACACGAGAGGAUAGAGACCACCCGAGGCAGAGCAGACGAAGUUCGAUUCUAUGCUGAAAAGUUGAUUGACUAUGCCAAGAAGGGAGACACUGACGAGAAAGCGAUGAAAAUGGCAAACUUCUGUCUCACAGAAAAGGAUCUGAUCCCAAAGCUCUUCAAGGUCCUGGCUCCCAGGUUUGAGACCCAGCCCAAAGCCUACACCCGGAUGGCCCGCAUUCCCAACAGGGAGAACCUGGACAAGGCUGCCAUGGCCGUGCUGGAGUACAAAGGCAACCCGUUCCCACCUCUCCAGCCCGCCAAACGAGAUAAUGAACUCACGUUAAUCAACCAGCUCCUCAAAGGCUACAGAGAGGAGCGGGCACAGCAGGCAGCAGCCAAGGUUGAGGCGUAAUGCAACCAGCCACACACUGACAUUACAUGUGUUAGAUCAGGGGUGUGUUCGGUACGGUGAAACAUUUAGAAUGUCAUGUCUGUUCUACACAAUAUAUUUUUAUCCGAACAUUCUGGAACGUUGCCCCUCUCCUGAAUAAGACCCUGUAUUUCCCUAGUAGGGGACCCGCUGGUGGGUUGUGGUCUUUACCGUUAUAGUCCACAGAUUCUGACUAGGUCCUGACUUGGAAACAUUUUGUUGCUUUGUGUGUAAUAAGAAAACACCCAACACUUUUGGUGGAUCAUAGUACAGAAACAUGUGGGAGCCACUGUAGAUGACUGACUACAGUAUUUAUGACUUUCUAUGGACCCCACUGAACAUAAAAGAGGAUGUUGUGUGUCAAAAUAAAUGUGAUUGUUUGACAAUGUUAA